AUGCCAUAUGCUGGUAACUUAACUAGCAAGUUAUCUACUUAUUCCAUCAGAGACUUCAUUACUUUGCAGAGUUUCAAUGUCAUUUCUCAUCCUCCUAUUCCUACAAUUCUGAGGGAAGUCAUUUGGCAACCACCUUUAGCUCAUGGGGUGAAAUGCAAUACAGAUGGUGCAUCAACAGCUUCAUCUUCAGCUUGUGGUGGGAUUUUUCGAAACAACAAGGCUGAGUUCUUGUGUGGUUUUGCGGAAAACAUUGGUUUGUCUUCUGCCCUUAUUGUUGAAUUAUAUGGUGCUAUGAAUGCUAUAGAAAUUGCAGCUUCAAAAAAUUGGAGAAAUCUUUGGUUGGAAACAGAUUCUACUUUGGUUGUGCUUCCACCUAUUUGUCCGUUAGUAGUUUUGAUUGGUGGAUGCUGGUUCAACGGGAGGACGUCUAAGGUGGCGUUGUUAAAGACCGUUUUUCAUGAUGUGAUUGACCUUGAAGGUGAAACAUCUCAUAAAAGAACAAAUAAGGGGAAAGCAGUGGUUCCACCACGGUCGACGACAAUCACCGAUGAAACUUUGAAGAAACUUCAAAGUUUUAAGCAAUUUGACAUUGUCGUUGACACUUCCGACCAUCAUUAUGUUACAAAGAAUUCCUUCACGAAGCAAAAUCUAUCGAGUUUGGCUAAAAAAAUCCAGGAAGAGUGGAAGAUUUUGGUGAAGCAUUUGCCGAAAACAAUAUUUGUGAGAGUCUUCGAAUCAAGGAUGGAUCUCUUGAGGGCUGUGAUUAUUGGAGCAGAAGGGACUCCUUACCAUGACGGUCUUUUCUUUUUCGAUGUUUUCUUUCCCAGUGACUAUCCCUAUGUACCCCCGAAAGUCCACUAUCAAUCUAGAGGUCUUCGGCUCAACCCGAAUUUGUAUGAUAAUGGCCAUGUAUGUCUCAGUCUACUUAACACCUGGUCUGGCAGUAAGAAUGAGAAAUGGACUCCAGGUGUUUCAACAAUGCUACAGGUUCUAGUCUCCAUACAAGGUCUGAUCUUAAAUGCAAAGCCUUAUUUUAAUGAACCUGCAUAUGCAAGUAAGAGUGGCACACAAAAUGGUGAAGCGAAGUCCCUGAAGUAUAAUGAGAAAACAUUCAUUCUAUCAAUGAGGACAAUGAUGUAUACGAUGAGAAAGCCGCCAAAGAAUUUUGAAGAACUUGUUGAGGGGCAUUUUUACAGCAGAGCACACGAUAUUCUAGCGUCAUGUAAAGCAUACAUGGGAGGUGUUCAAGUUGGUCGUUUUGUGAAAGGUGGAGUUCGAGACGUUGAUGAGGAUGGGGGAAAAAACUCAGAUAAAUUUAAGGCUGAUUUAUUUGGAUAUGUCAAGCCUCUUGUAAUAGAGUUUGAAAAAAUUGGAGUGAAGGACUGCCAGAAAUUCAUGUCUCCGACUCCUCUGAAAUCGACUACUCCGAUACCGACUCCUCUGAAAGCGACUACUCUGAAAUCAACUACUCUGAAACAAACUCAUCUGAAUUCUCCGAAACCAACUCUUUUGAAAAAGCUUUUUACAUUAAGUUGUUUUUAG
This is a messenger RNA of Trifolium pratense (red clover), 1542 nucleotides long. RefSeq names its product putative ubiquitin-conjugating enzyme E2 38. The transcript has 7 exons. Bases 1 to 1542 code for a protein of 513 amino acids. Gene Ontology annotation, molecular function: nucleic acid binding; RNA-DNA hybrid ribonuclease activity; ubiquitin conjugating enzyme activity. Lineage: Eukaryota; Viridiplantae; Streptophyta; Magnoliopsida; Fabales; Fabaceae. The record is from RefSeq and is a predicted model, not a curated record.